UUCUGCUUAUUCACGAUGACACUGCAGGACUGUGUCCUGACCUGGAAGAAAACGUGUCCAUUAACCGUGAGGAAGUUUAAACUUUAGGUUGACAGACAAACAGACUCGGUUUCCUGCUGCAGCUCUGUUGUUGGUGGUGAGGAUUUUUCAACCUUCUCUGUCAAAUACUUCUAACACUUUUACUUCACGACGUUCAGGUUUCAGGCGUCGACGAGCGUUUGGUUUGUAGCCUUCGGUGGAAACGUUAGCUGUGUUGAACGGAAAAUACAGGAGUCAACAUGGAGAUUUCUUUCAAGGACAAACGAGCUGUGGUCACUGGAGCUGGAAAAGGGAUUGGCAGGGCCACGGCUCUGGCUCUGGCACGCUGUGGGGCAGAGGUCGUGGCGGUCACACGCACACGGGCUGACCUGGACAGCCUAACCCAGGAGUGUGCUUCCAUCAUUCCAGUGUGUGUGGACCUGGCAGACUGGGGGGCCACAGAGGGGGCCCUGCAGAACAUUGGCCCUGUUCAUCUACUGGUGAACAACGCCGCCUGUGCAAACCUGCAGUCGUUUCUUGAUGUCACAUCUGACAACUUUGACCAGUCGUUUAAUGUGAAUGUGAAAGCUGUGCUUCACGUGUCACAGAUCGUGGCUCGUGGUAUGAAGGCCCGAGGAUCAGGGGGUUCCAUCGUGAACGUGUCCAGCCAGGCGUCCCAGUGUGCGCUCAGAGAUCACACUGUGUACUGUGCCACAAAAGCAGCCCUGGACAUGUUGACUAAAGUGAUGGCCCUGGAGCUGGGACCGUUCCAGAUCCGUGUGAACAGCGUGAACCCCACAGUGGUGAUGACUGAGAUGGGUCGUAAAGGCUGGAGUGACCCUGAAAAAGCCAAGGCCAUGACCAGCCGCAUCCCCCUGGGUCGCUUUGCAGAGGUGGAGGAUGUGGUGAACAGC
This is a messenger RNA of Cynoglossus semilaevis (tongue sole), 932 nucleotides long. It is a transcript of the gene dcxr, whose product is annotated as dicarbonyl/L-xylulose reductase. The transcript has 9 exons. Gene Ontology annotation, biological process: glucose metabolic process; xylulose metabolic process. The record is from RefSeq and is a predicted model, not a curated record. Gene Ontology annotation, molecular function: carbonyl reductase (NADPH) activity; L-xylulose reductase (NADPH) activity. The annotation marks the transcript as partial. NCBI's taxonomy places the organism in Eukaryota, Metazoa, Chordata, Actinopteri, Pleuronectiformes, Cynoglossidae.